Messenger RNA from Thamnophis sirtalis, 2542 nucleotides. The record is from RefSeq and is a predicted model, not a curated record. NCBI's taxonomy places the organism in Eukaryota, Metazoa, Chordata, Lepidosauria, Squamata, Natricidae.
CUGCAAAUUCCCCCUCUUGAAAUCACGCUGUGUAAGAUAAACCUUGCAAUAAGAUUGUAGAAUUUCCAUCCUGCAAUCUGACCAGAAUUUGGAACUUCCACCUUACGAAAGGAUGUUUCUUCUGCCAGGUCUGAGUAUCUUCUAUUUACUCUUGGUGGUUUUAAUAGGGUGUUCCUGUCAGCAGUGCACGGAAGGCAUCAAGUACACAGAUGCAAUACUUCCCAAUUUAGAAACAACUAAAAUUAUGCGGGUCCCGCGUGCUGCGUCCAUGUCAGAUUGCCUGGCAGCCUGUUGCGAUCUUUCAGAUUGCGACCUAGCCUGGAUGUUUGAGCGGCAUUGCUACGUAGUCAGUUGCCAACCUAAAGGAAAUUGUGAGCCCAAGAAAAUGGAGAAGGUGAAGUCCUAUCUGACCUUCGUGGUCAGAGCUCCCCAGAGACCAGCCACUUUGCUCGGAUACGGGCAGGUGCCAUCCAAUGUGAUCCGCUCCAUGGCAUUGACAAGUGACCCCUCUGAGGAAAUUGGUAGCCUGAAGGAGAUCUCCUUCCUCAGCAAAGAGCACAGUCUUGAGGACUAUGCCAGCGAAUAUGGUGAGAUGGAUCAGAAUCCUUUUCAACUUGGCCUCAAGCCUGAGGAGAAGGAGGCCAUUAACUAUGCCGAUUGGGGAUCAGUGGUGACCACUGAAAACAGCUUCAAUUCUUCAGGACUCAGUAAUGGAGACAAACAGGAAGAAGUCCCUCAAAACGAGGAAGUUUAUUUGGAAAGCACUUCAAAUGUAAACACCUCUGAACAUAUUCCUACCACUGAACAUCCUGAAAAGUUGACAGAUGUUUUGGGCUUGCUGGAUAAAUCUGCAAAUGAUUUUGAUUUUCAUCCAACUAAAAAUGAAGUGAACAGAAGCUGGGAGGAGGAGGUUGCAACACCUCCCCAUAAUCCUCCUUCUUCAGGAAUUCUGGGAUUUUUCUCCACUAUCCCACCACAUACUGAAGUGUCCAACACAGAUAAUUUCAUAAAAACUAAACCCACAACAUUUCCCACCAGUGCUCAUAGCACUGCAUGUUGUGCGACAGGUGAAGUUACAUUUUCCACAACGAUCCCAAAAACAGAAUCAGACUAUAUUUACGAAUGGAGCUUGAUGAGUUACCCUGACAGCUACGAUGGUGAAAUGAAGGAUAAGCACACACCGACUCUCAGACUUUCUCAACUGCCAGAAGGUGCCUAUGUCUUCAGAGUGACUGUUUCUGCUGAAAAUGCAUUUGGAGAAGGAUUUGUAAAUGUUUCUGUCCAACCAGCAAUCCGAAUAAAUCAACCCCCUGUUGCUAUUGUCUCUCCCAAAGUACAGGAGAUUUCUUAUCCUAUUACUUCUACCUUCAUUGAUGGAAAUCGCUAAUUGUCACCGAUUCUGAUGGAGCAGUUAACUCCACAUUAGCUUCCUUGAGAGUCAACAAACUAUUGGAUUCUCCUCCUGUUGCCAGGGCUGGACCAGAUCAGGAAAUUAGUUUGCCUCAAAAUUCAGUCACAUUAAAUGGAAACCAGAGUAAAGAUGAUCAUGAAAUUGUCAGCUACGAGUGGUCCCUGAGUCCCAAAAGUAAAAGCACAAUGGUAGCCAUGCAGGGUGUAAGGAGUCCAUAUCUUCAACUGUCUGCAAUGCAAGAGGGAGAAUAUAUAUUCCAGCUGACAGUAAUGGAUUCUGCAGAUCAGAAGUCAACAGCUGAAGUCACAGUAAUAGUCUGGCCCGGGCAAAACAAGCCUCCUUCAGCCAUGACUGGCCCCGAUAAAGUGUUGACCUUUCCUAUCCGGAGCACGAAUCUCGAUGGGAGCAUGAGCACUGAUGACUUAGGGAUUGUUUACUAUCACUGGGAGAAGAUCAGGUAUUUUGUAUGGAGGGAAGAUGCACACUGAGGCAUGGGUGACAUUAGGAUUGGUGGUGCUAAGAACUGAAAAAGUUUAAGGAAGGCAAGCUGAUAUUUCAUGUGGGGGUGACACAGAUGGUGGGGGAAGGUUUCAAAAAAGCUCAGGAUGGGAACUUCGCCUGCGUAGGUGUAAUCACCACCUUAUCCUUACCAUUUUUGACACAUUAUUAUAGAAGCUUGCAUUUAAAUCCUGCUGAUUGUAUGAUUUGAAUUGGAAAUCUUAGUCGUUCUUAAUCACCUAUUUCUAGUUUGAAACAUUAUCCAUGCUGUUUCCUACAGAAUUGUGACCUCUUGGAAAAAAUAACGUUUCCAGAGCAGUUCAUGGUGAAGUAGGUGCCAACCAUGCUACCCUUUAUAUUAAUACUUGUCCAUUAACUUUGUUACAUUGACAAAGACAGGGAAGGGGAUGUAAUAGAUGUACAGGUGGUCCUCGACUUACAACCAUGCGUGUAGUGACUUAUGACCAUUUCUCACCUGACCAUUGCAACAUCCCCAUGAAUAGGUGAUUAAAAUUUGGAUGCUUGCCAAUUGACAUGUAUUUAUGAUGGUUGCGUCAUCCUAGGCUCGUCGGAGCAUCUUUUGCUACCUUCUGACAAGCAAAGUCAAUGGGGAAACCAGAUUCACUUAACAAU